Messenger RNA from Parnassius apollo (apollo), 4935 nucleotides. NCBI's taxonomy places the organism in Eukaryota, Metazoa, Arthropoda, Insecta, Lepidoptera, Papilionidae. The record is from the annotation of a GenBank genome assembly.
AUGGAACUUCCUGAUUGCCCCCCAGGGGCAGAGGGCUAUGAAGACUCCGUUACUGAAAUACCAAAAAAGCCCGAAGAUCCUUCAUGCACUAAGGCAGAGCUAGAGUUUCAAGAGCAUUUGAACAGUUUAAAGAUAAAACUCGAUGAUGGGAGCGUUCGGUGCAUGGUGGAGAGGCGCGGGCGAGACGUGUCGUCGAAUUGGAUAUACUUAUGCUACCCCUGCGCUGCGGUCUGCAGUGGCGAGAGUAUUUUGCAGACGCAUAUAUCGGGGAAGAAACAUAAAACCAAGCUAUCGAUGAAGACAGUAUGGCCGAUUAGUAUUUUUGAAGAGCACCCAUAUAUUUUAAAAGAGAAAGGUGUCAUCAAAACUGGAGCAACAGAGCAGAUCAAUCAAAAAAUGGCCGAGGAAGUAAUUCUCCACAACAAGGUAGCAAAUGAGCUGGAUGAGAAAUACAACAAGUACAGAGAUGUUGUUUGCCACAUCCAGGAAACACUGGACUCUGUGAAGGCCCCACUAGUGGGCGUGGAGUACUUGAUCGAACACCCGCCAGAGCAGGCACACUACGAGCCCUCCUACUUGUGCAUUCUUUGUUCCAAACAAGGCCAUCCUCGCACCAUUGUCAAUCAUUUGACUUGUUAUUGGCAUCGAUUGAAUUACCUCAUCCGUCACUUCAGGAAGGCUGCCGGCCUGCUGGGGCCAUACCGCGGCGCUUCGAAGUACCGCGACGGCGUGCACACUGUCGUCAACCGAUUGGCUCAGCGCAUCGACGACAAAUAUGGACGCCUCAAACCCGCAAACAUCGAAAAAGAAGAGUUUGAGAAGGAAAAAGAACGCAUUACUCAGUGGAUCUUUAAGGGCGUCCACUUUUCGGAACAGGAUGGUAACACUUUUGAGGAGAUCGUGGAUGUAGAUCUGAUCAAGUCCUUGUCCUCACAAGGUGGAGACGGCAAGAGUGGAGAGAGAAAUCCGUCUCCUCCUGUAGUGCCAGCACCUACUAAACCACAACCCAACAAUACUGGUCGCGGGGGCCGUCGGCAGCUGCGUCGCGCUAACUCCACGGAGUCGCUGUCGGACGUUAGCGACGAGGAAAUACAGCGUCCCUCGGACCACGCGCGACCCACCUAUAGAGGGAAAUAUGAACCGCUACGCAAGCCAUCCUAUGAACCUUACCCGGAUAAAAACGCCUCCUCAUUUCGUUCUCGUUAUGCGAUAAGAAAUGUUACUGAGAAGACCGUUGAUAAGGCGCCAAAACCGCAAAAUCAAACAUACAAGGAGAAACUAGCUGAAGAGAAGAAGCAGGCUUUAAUAGAAGCCGCUAAGAAGACUCUAGCUUACCACGAAAAGAAUCCGGAGAAACAUCCGCUGUAUCCUGAGGAGUGGAAGAAAUUCUGGAACAAACGCUACAAGGAAAUACAGGCUGAGGGCAAAGAUCCGGCAAAACAUGACUUCAAACCAGAGUGGAUAGCCUUCUGGACAAUCCGCAUGAAGGAGCUGCACGACGAGGAGUUGCGCGUUAAUGUCACGGAACUGUAUCGCAAAUUGUGUCUACCGAUGCCUGAGAUAACGAGCUUUUGCGAGGUGAAGAAGCGUUCCCCUGAGCCGCGCAGGUCUACUAGUGUCAAAAAGCGAUCCCCUAAUGCCAGAAGUCGCUCGCCUCUUGUUAAGCAGCGAUCUCCCGAUCCUAGAAGACGAUCACCUGACCCCAGAAGGCGAUCUCCUGACCCCAAAAGACGAUCGCCUGACCCCAGAAGACGAUCGCCUGACCUCAGAAGACGAUCACCUGACCCUAGAAGGCGAUCGCCAGACCCUAGAAGGCGAUCGCCAGACCCUAGGAAGCGAUCACCUGACCCUAGGAGGCGAUCGCCUGACCCUAGGAGGCGAUCUCCUGACCCUAGGAGGCGAUCGCCAGAUCCUAGAAGGCGCUCACCGGACCUCAGGAGGCGAUCUCCAGAUCCGAGAAGGCGAUCGCCCGAUCCCAGAAGACGCACGCCUGAUUACAAUAGACGUCAAUCACCGCUCAAGCGAAAAUCACCUCUUCUAAGGCAUAGGACCCCAGAAAGAAGGCGGACACCGCCUGAAUUUCAACGUGAUAAAAGGUCCCUAUCGCAUCGCCCCACUCCGGAGCGUUCCCACAACCCGCAUCGCUCCAGGAGCCCAAUUCAGAGACGCACGAGCCCGCUAUCCCAGCGCGCCGCAGCACGCAACAGCAGCCCGCACGCCACCGCGCCCUCCAUGCAGACCGUGCUCAUCUCCGACGACGAGCUCAAGCCUGACGACGGGCUUUCGCCGUGGAACUCUGACAACGAAAUCGAGUCGGUGGUAUCGGUGGCUGACAUACGUUCGCGUGGCGGUAGCGUGGCGUCGCACCGCUCCCGCUCGCGGCCUCGUCUGCACGCGCCGCACGCCGCGCACUCCGUGCACUCCACGCACGCCACCCGUUCUUCGCCCGCGCCGCACGACUACGGCUCCGCUGACAACGUGGUCGCCACUGUGCGACUUCUCGUCGCACUCGAAGACUAUCUCGGAAGCCUCGGGCCCAAGAUCAUUGACCUGCUCACCGAAGCACUCAAGAUGGAGAAGGAAAAAGCGAAUUCGUCAGAGGAACUACUUGAGCGCGAAAAUGUGGUGGCUUUACUAGAGACCGCUAAGGAGAAACUGAAAGGUGCAGUGCAAGCAGGGCUGGUUUCUGGUAGCGCGGCCAACGCGGUCCGUGCGGCCGUCGUCCGCGUGGCUGCCACGCUGCACGAGGCCGAUUUGCGCGCGAAGAGAGCGCAGAAGAGUGGCGGUGGCGGUGGCGGUGGGGGUGGUGUCGGUAGUGGUGGUGUCGGUAGUGGCGGCGGGCGCGCGACGCUGCCGGUGGCGGGCGUGGGCGCGGUGGAGCGCGCGGAGAUCGCGGCGCAGAUUGCGGCCGCGCUCGUGGCCGAGGGCCGCACCGACGUCUCGCCCGAGGAGCUGGCGCAGCUCGUCGACGCCGUCGUUGGAAUGGCUGAAGCAAAGAAACGUGAAGUACAGGCAAAAAAGCAGGCUGAAACCUUCAAUCCGGCUCCCAUUCCAGCUAAACCAAAGCCUGCUGAAGUCACUGGUACCGCAUCGGCUCUGCAGAUGCUGCAGUCGGCUUAUGAUGACAAAAACGCACCUGUACAAAAGGAAGACACCACGGAUGCUAUGGACGGGCUAUCAGACUCGGAUUUAGAAACCUUGCUGAAGAAUUUUAAUGAAUUGUCAGCUGAAGAGCAGCACAGCCUUAUCGCGUACCUCAAGAAAUUGGAGGUGCGCGAGCCUCAGCGAGUUGAGAAGCUGAGGCAAUUCGUGAGCGCAGCCGCCGUAAACGCAUACCCGCAGAAGGAACAAGAAAAGAACGAGCCUGUCGCCAUUGAAAGCGAUGAUGACGAUUACACUGUUGAAGAAGUGUUCAAGUCUGCAACACAGAAGGUGAAAGAAAAUCAAAUUCAGCAGGAAAUGGAAAUCGUUAAAAAGUCAUUGGAAGAAACAAAGUCGGUUGAAGAAGACCCAGUAAUGGAAGUAGAACCCAUGCAAGUGGACCCAAGUAUAAACAUUAUGAAGAAUAUAUCAUCAGCCGCCGACCUUUUAGCGUUGGUUCAGGCUUCGAUACAAUCAACUUCGCAGUCUAAGCCAACUCAAAGUAGUCAAGCGGCAGAAGUAGUAACUAGCAACAGUCUGCCCAGGUUGUUUGGAGAUAAGCCAGAUCCGCCCGCUGUAAAUGUGGAACCUGUAAAACCUCUCAUAUCCCAUGUGGCGCCGAAUCAAAUGGCACUAGAACAACCUGCCGUAUAUCAAAACCAGCAACCACUUUACAACAACCAAGGUGGUUUGCUCCGAACACCUCAAAACCAAACUAACUUUGGAGAUAAUAGAAACAAUCGCAAUGAGAUGUACAAUCAGAACAUGAACCAAAACAUGCAAAAUCACGAUAGAACCCCUAUAAUGCAUAACAGACAACCUUUAAUGUCAGAUAAUAUACGGCCUUUAAUUUCUGACAAUAGGCAGCCGCCAGUAUCGGAUAAUUUAAGGCCUCUAAUGGCCGACAAUAGGCAGUAUCCAAUGACGGAUAACAGAAGAACUUUAUUAGGUGAUAAUAGACAGCCACAAAUUUCAGAAAAUAUACGACCUUUAAUGGGUGAUAAUAGGCAGUCGCAAAUGUCAGAUAAGAGACAGUCUUUAAUGGGUGACAAUAGGCAACCUCAAAUGUCAGAUAAUAUACGGCCUUUAAUGGGCGACAACAGACAGCCGCAAAUGUCAGGAAAUAUACGGCCUUUAAUGGGCGGCAACAGCCAGCCGCAAAUUUCAGAAAAUAUACGACCUUUAAUGGGCGACAAUAGGCAGUCGCAAAUGUCAGAUAAUAGAGGGCCUUUACUGGGCGACAAUAGGCAACCUCAAAUGUCAGGAAAUAUACGGCCUUUAAUGGGCGACAACAGGCAGUCGCAAAUGUCAGAAAAUAUACGACCUUUAAUGGGCGACAAUAGGCAGUCGCAAAUGUCAGAUAAUAGAGGGCCUUUACUGGGCGACAAUAGGCAACCUCAAAUGUCAGGAAAUAUACGAUCAUUAGUGCCUGACAAUAGGCAGCCUUUCAUGUCCGAUAAUAGACCGCCAUUGCUGUCAGACAACAGACAGCCUUUUAUGAAUGAUAAUACACAGCCACUGAUGUCAGAUAACAGGCAACCUUUUGGAGGAGAUAGCAGAGGAGAACCAAUGAGAACAGGCCACGAUAAUUACAACCAAGGAAAUUCGUAUAAUCAAGGUGCACGAAACAAUUUCAGAAAUGGUCGUGUGCAAGAUAAUUACAAUCCACAUGCGAAUGAAAUGAACCAGCCACAACAGUAUGGUAACUACAAUCAGAACUCGAAUACAAACUUCCGAGGCCGAGGGAGAGGUAACUUCGGUGGUGGGAGAGGCCGUGGUAGAGGUAGAAAGUAA